Ceutorhynchus assimilis (cabbage seed weevil) is the source of this 813-nucleotide messenger RNA. NCBI's taxonomy places the organism in Eukaryota, Metazoa, Arthropoda, Insecta, Coleoptera, Curculionidae. The record is from the annotation of a GenBank genome assembly.
AUGACCGGAAGUACCGCGGCCGUUUGCGACGAUCUAGAUCUAGAUCCAACUCAAUGGCUAGCAGGAGGAGGCAUAGAUACUCUUCAUCAUCAGCAUCAUCCCAGUUUAUCCACUUCUAAUGCACCAGAGGUCGUGGAUCCUCUUCAAACAGACCUCGAUCAGAGGGUUUUAAGUGCUAUGGGUGCAAACCGCAAAAAGCAAACGUUAGUGGGAGAACCACUACAUGAUAUUCUAGCCAAUCAUUGUGGUUUAUUGUUGAAAACGGGAUUGUCUGAGGAUCAGUUGAACGAGACGUUGGCAAAAUAUCCAACACCAGAGAAUUGCCCUUUUGUUGUUCCUGUCAAAUUGAAUGCUAAAAUCAGAGCUGCUCUUAAUGAAGCUGGUCGUAAAAGAGAUGAGAGAUUAAUUGCUCGUCAAAAAGAGGUUGGUAUCGCCUUGACAGCAGAAGCAAGGGCCCAGUCAAUUCUAUUGAAUCGUCCAGAUAAAGACGAAGAGACAUUGAAGGCAUUGGCUGAAGCUCCUUUGGACACUUACCUGUUCGAAGAAGAUUUAGGUGAGCGAAUCAAAACGGCCAAAUCUAUUAGCAAGUCAGUUGCUGAUCUUAGGGCUGACUCUUCCAAACCGAAGUAUGCACCACAGACCCUCAAGGCCCAAAACCCAAACUCCUUGGGCCCACUUCGACAAAAGAAAUACAAACCUCAACGCCGAAGUGGGCAAAACAGGUACUAUCAGGAAUCUCGAUUCCCAAAGGAAGAAGAGAGGGGGGAAAGAGAGAGGGGCAGGAAGUUCCCUCCGAGGAAGUUCAACAAGUAG